UAAUGACAGAGCGGGCGAGCGAGGAGCUGACGUCGUCGGAUCUGGGCACUCUCGAAUUCUGGGAGAACGCGUACGCGCAGGAGCUCGACAACUUCCGCGAUCACGGGGACGUGGGCGAGAUAUGGUUCGGCGCGGCCAACGCACGCAAGGUCGUACGAUGGAUCGCCACGAAAUUGGAUUUGAACAAAGAGAGCGAUAAGAUGAUCGACGUAGGAUGCGGUAAUGCGAUGACUUUGGUGGAACUCGCGAAAGAGGGAUUCACGAACUUGACGGGGGUGGAUUACUCACAGAAAGGGGUGGAUCUGGCCCGCAUGGUGCUGAACGAUAACAAUUUGCCGAAUGUAAAGAUCGAGAUCUGCGACAUACUCAACAACACGUUGCCGCAUGAUUUUAAAGUCGUUCAUGAUAAAGGCACUUACGACGCUAUCAGUUUAAACCCGGAAGAUCCGAUGGCAAAGCGACAGAAAUAUAUGGAAAAUAUACACCGCAUCCUUUUGCCAGAUGGGUAUUUCGUCUUGACAUCCUGUAACUGGACCAAAGAGGAACUGCUGAAGCAUUUUGCGAGUCAUUUCGAACUCAAUAGUGAACUUCCUACGGAUACCUUCCAGUUUGGUGGACAGAAGGGAAACACUGUAACACAAUUGGUAUUUAAAAAAAAGUGACGAUAAAAGUGAUUACAUUGAGAUAAAUAAAAUAAUUGUGUUUAA
Messenger RNA from Temnothorax curvispinosus, 707 nucleotides. RefSeq names its product EEF1A lysine methyltransferase 2. Gene Ontology annotation, cellular component: cytoplasm. Gene Ontology annotation, molecular function: protein-lysine N-methyltransferase activity. Bases 3 to 662 code for a protein of 219 amino acids. Gene Ontology annotation, biological process: peptidyl-lysine dimethylation; peptidyl-lysine monomethylation. The record is from RefSeq and is a predicted model, not a curated record. The transcript is spliced from 4 exons. NCBI's taxonomy places the organism in Eukaryota, Metazoa, Arthropoda, Insecta, Hymenoptera, Formicidae.